AUGAUUGGUCCGACUGGAAGUGGCAAGACAAGUUUCAUCAACAUCGCUGAGAAGCUGUUGACAGACAAGACUACCGCCAUUACGCAGAGUGAGGGAAAGGAAGGUACUCUCCAGCUGGAGGAAUACCUCCCUGAGUUCAACUUUCGGUUGAUCGACACAAGGGGAUACUUUCAUUUGGACAGGAAACAGUUUGAUGAGUUGAAGAAUAUUCUAACAGGAAAGAUCCGCCCAGGCCAGACAAUUGUACGUGACGACGAUGACGAGGAUCUCCUCCCAGAACAAAGCUGGCGAACCGAUGAAGCUCCACUUGGAGAACAGAUCCACGGUGUCAUCUGUGUAAUGGAGGACAGCGAUCCCAGGCUGAAGCAAUACACCACUAGGAUGAAAUCCAUCAAGGAGUACCUGAAGAACGAAGGUUACAGUCCAGUGAGUGCCUUGGCUUUCGAAAAGGAGGAAGAGUUCAAGAACAUAUAUAAAAGACGUCACACAGUGGAAUACUUGUCGUCUGCAAUAGGCAGUCCUAUUGACAGGACAUUCCCAUUCAUCAACCAUCUGGCAUCAGGGACAGACAUCUCGAUGGAUCCAGACUCAGCAUUAAACGUGCUGGACAUUCUAGACACAGCCGUGAUGGCAGCUGAGAAGUUCAUCAGGGUUCAACUGCAGCGUAAGAAAACAUCCAACGAACGCGAAGCGAGAAGUUCUGAGUUGCCGUCGGUCGUUGAAUUCAUCAAGAACAUUGGAAGGGCACACAACUGGGAACAAGUUCGCAUGGAUGCACUGGUCCGGAUGUUGCAUAGAAAGGACAUCUAUGAUGUUAGCGCACUUCGGAAGUACUGGGGGAGUAUCAGACGGGAACUGACACUAGGGCCGAGGUCUGCCAUAGAGCGUGCACUGUCGUUGUAGCCCAUCACAUACUAAGUCUUGACGCGUAGUAUUUCUGCCACUUCGUAGCAUGAAAUACAAUUGCAACCUUUGUCAAGUAUAUACUCAAUUUAUUAUGUAGACACAAUUGUAGGAUUGACUGUUUAAUAUCUGUAUUCAGUAUAGGAGACCCAGCUGUUAGAUUUCUCAGUCAUGUACUGCCUUCUCGCCUUACUUAACAAACUCAACCAGAGCCACUUAUAAUGUACUUAAGAGCUUUCUAAUGUAGUGGUGGUGACUGCUUUGAAUAUUAAUUUUAGGAACAACAAGUUGCCUCGUAGUGUGUUAGUUUACCAAUAGCAUGUUCCCGUUGUGUGACACAUUAUCAGUUUUCCACAUUAUCAGGUAUGUUUGCUUCAGAUGAACAAAUGAUAUCUUAUUAAUGUGUGUAAUAGAUGAUGCGAAUUCUUGUGUACAAUUCCUGAAAUUCUUGCAAGCUACAUAGCUGCAUAUAAUACUCUGGGGAUCGCUCCUGAGGCGUCGACAAAAAUGGCUAU
Molecule: messenger RNA, 1418 nt
Organism: Branchiostoma floridae (Florida lancelet)
Lineage: Eukaryota; Metazoa; Chordata; Leptocardii; Amphioxiformes; Branchiostomatidae
Exons: 6
Coding region: 1-903 (300 amino acids)
Source: RefSeq, a predicted model, not a curated record